AUGCGUGAAUCCAUUAUCAAGGCAUGGCAUGCGUAUUUCAAGGUCCUAAAACAGGAAUUAGCAGGAGGCCAUUGGACUCUUGAUAACUGCUCGCUCAACAAUGCUUUCCUCAGAGAACUCGAGUUACUUCUACGCCCUCGCGAUGUUGAAUUUAAUCACAAGGAAAAUCAUAUAAGAUGCUUCCCACACGUUACCAACAUAUGUUCGAAUCACGUCAUUGAUGCAUUUACUGAUAUCACCCUGUUAAUUGGUAUCGACUGGGCGACAACUUACUACAAGAAAAUGGAUGAUUCGCCUGCCUACGUUAUUGCAAUGUUUCUCAAUCCCUCAAUACGAUUCGACGACACUGGGAGCCUAACUAUGUUGCCAGGGCCACCAUGCGAAAAUACCAUGACCGUCUUCAUGGACAAGUUCAACAACCUACACCCGGCGAUAAGCGAUAAAACUCAUCCGAUAUUGUACGCGAUGGCAUUAGAUUAUUUGCCCAUUCAAGCAUCCUCGGUUCCUUCCGAGCGCGUUUUUUCAUCCAGUGCCGAAACUGAUACAAAGCGGCGAAAUCGAAUCCACCCUGUUCUAAUGGAGGCGCUUCAAAUGUUGAAGUUUUCGCUCAAGCAGCAACGGCUAAACUUUAUGGAGGGAUGGGCUGUCACAGAAGACGAACUCGAGUACUACACAGAUGACAACGAAGAUUCAGUGGAUUUGUUAGGGAAGCUAACUUCAGAAAUUACGGAGGAUGGUAUAGAUAUUGAUGAGGUAAUUCACGUUAUUGGACAGGAUGACGAGGAUUGA
Molecule: messenger RNA, 789 nt
Organism: Laccaria bicolor S238N-H82
Lineage: Eukaryota; Fungi; Basidiomycota; Agaricomycetes; Agaricales; Hydnangiaceae
Exons: 7
Coding region: 1-789 (262 amino acids)
Molecular function (GO): protein dimerization activity
Source: RefSeq, a predicted model, not a curated record